Messenger RNA from Cololabis saira (Pacific saury), 1620 nucleotides. It is a transcript of the gene moxd1l, whose product is annotated as monooxygenase, DBH-like 1, like. The coding region runs from base 1 to 1620 and encodes 539 amino acids. Gene Ontology annotation, biological process: norepinephrine biosynthetic process; octopamine biosynthetic process; dopamine catabolic process. The record is from RefSeq and is a predicted model, not a curated record. Gene Ontology annotation, molecular function: dopamine beta-monooxygenase activity; copper ion binding. The transcript has 13 exons. Lineage: Eukaryota; Metazoa; Chordata; Actinopteri; Beloniformes; Belonidae. Gene Ontology annotation, cellular component: secretory granule membrane.
AUGCCGUUCAUGGAGUACCUGGACCCGGACCGUCUGGUCUUCCUGAAGUGGGGCUUUGAUCAUCUCGAAGGAAACAUUACAUUCCAAUUGACAGUGAACUCAACAGGCUGGGUGGGCUUUGGUUUUAGUCCAAACGGAGACAUGAAGGGGUCAGACAUUGUCAUGGGAGGACUUGGACCCAGUGGGAGCUACUUUACUGAUCGGUAUUCCACAGGGAACGUCAUGCCUUUAGUGGAUGAUGAUCAGAGCUACAUACUCCUCUCUAUGACUGAGAAUGAUGGUCAAACCAGCAUGACCUUUCAAAGGUCCAUUCAAGCAUGUGAUGACCAAGAUUUCCACAUCACUGCUCAGCCUAUUAAACUUAUUUACGCCUAUGGAACAACAGAUGAGAUCAAAUACCACGGGGCUCGCAGAGGCACCAAGGAAGUGAACCUGCUCAAACACAUGCCAAGAUCCACCCCACCGAACGCUAAAUAUCUUUCUGCCCAAGUGAACAAUAUCACUGUCCCUCAAAAUGAGACCUACUAUCACUGCAAAGUUAUGAAGCUCCCAAACCUGAGUAGAAAGCAUCAUAUUUAUCAGAUUGAGCCGGAGAUCGAGCACCAUGACAUUGUUCAUCACAUGCGCUUGUACCGCUGCCCCACCUAUGUGAGAGAACCAUACGACAAGCAGUGCUACAUGAGCGACAUCGGGGAUACCUGCUACGGAGUGGUGGCUUCGUGGGGAGUGGGAAGAGGGGUAUUUGAACUUCCAGAAAAUGCAGGGAUUCCUAUUGGAGGAGAAGAUAGUGAUACCUUCUACAGACUGGAGAUCCACUACAAUAACCCACAAAAGAAAGCAGGGAUUUUAGACAGCUCAGGACUGAGACUGUACUACACACAACAACUGCGGCAGCAUGACGUGGGUAUUUUGAAAGCAGGUGUGCUACCCAUGGGCGAAAUGCAGUACAACAUCCCUCCAAAAGCCACUGAAUUCCACACCUACGGCAUUUGUAAUACUGCUUACUUUCCUCAGCUUGUGAACCCUAUGCCUGACCUUCAAGUGUUUGCUGUACUCUUGCACACUCACUUGGCUGGAAGGAAAGUCAGAGUUGGCCACUUCAGAAAGGGAAAGCAGAUUGACUUUUUAGGUCUGGAGGAAAACUACGACUUUAAUAUACAACAGAUUGUCAGUUUAGGGAGCGUCAAGACAAUCCAACAGGGCGAUGAGAUCAUAGUGGAGUGCACUUACAACACAGAAGAUCGUGCUGGAACCACUAAGAUUGGCUUGUCCACAACUGAUGAGAUGUGCCUGGCCUUCCUGUUCUACUACCCUGCAAUGAGUGUCACUACGUGCAUUAGCCAUCCAAACACGACACUUUUAUCAAACAAAAACAGCAAAACUUCUGAUGUGACCAAGCAUGCUGAGUAUGAGACCUUAUUGAAGACCCUCCCACAAGCUCAGCUGAUCCUUGGUGCCAAUAGCAGCUCGUUAUUUUACAGGAAUGGCCUGAUUAGGGACUUGAUGAAGACUCCCACAGCAGCGUGUCUUAAUAAAAAUGCAUCAAGCAGUGUCCAUACCUUUUGGAUUACAAACACAGGGAGAAUCCUACUUUUGCUUUUUUGGAUUUUUAUAAUAUAG